This is a messenger RNA of Trachemys scripta elegans, 1303 nucleotides long. It is a transcript of the gene AGR2, whose product is annotated as anterior gradient 2, protein disulphide isomerase family member. The record is from RefSeq and is a predicted model, not a curated record. The transcript has 8 exons. Gene Ontology annotation, cellular component: endoplasmic reticulum. Gene Ontology annotation, molecular function: dystroglycan binding. Lineage: Eukaryota; Metazoa; Chordata; Testudines; Emydidae. The coding region runs from base 69 to 590 and encodes 173 amino acids.
GUUCAGACUGAAACUUGGAACACUUGCUUAGCUCCUCUGACAAGUGGGAGGAUAAACAAGCACUAGCCAUGGAGAAGAGUUGUAUAUCUGUGUUCCUGCUGCUUGUUGCUGUCUCUUAUGCUCUGGCUAAGAACGAUGGCAAAAGGGAUACAAAAGAAGUAAAAGAGACCAAACCAAAACUGCCUCAAACUCUCUCCAGAGGGUGGGGUGAUAAUCUUAUCUGGACUCAGACCUAUGAAGAAGCGUUGUUCAGAGCCAAGACCGGCAACAAGCCCCUGAUGAUUAUCCACCAUUUAGAGGACUGCCCACACAGUCAAGCACUGAAGAAAGUAUUUGCUGAACACAAAGAAAUACAGAAAUUGGCUGAAAAGUUUGUUCUUCUGAAUCUUGUUUAUGAAACAACUGACAAACAUCUUUCACCUGAUGGCCAGUAUGUCCCUAGAGUUCUGUUUAUAGAUCCCUCCCUGACAGUUAGAGCAGAUAUUACUGGAAGAUACUCAAACCGUCUCUAUGCAUAUGAGCCUUCAGAUAUUUCAUUGUUGUAUUCAAAUAUGCAGAAAGCUCUGAAACUGCUGAAGACUGAAUUAUAAGGCAGCAGAAAAGCCCAUAUGCAGCCAAGAUGUCUGAUCUUCCCGCUCUGCUCUACUCGCUGGCAUCAGUGAAAACUUUUUAGGUUGAUUUUAGAAAUGCAUAGCACUGGUUUAUAUGCAUAACUAACUGUAUGGUUUUUUGUUAACACUUUUAUACUGGAUGGGAUUUUAAGUACUGGUUGCUUUUUAAAAAAAGCAUACAGAACACUGUAUGCUUCAACUGUAAACCAUGAUUUUUUUAAGAAAUAAAUGCAUUAUGUUGUCUUACUUUAUGUGGCCUUACUCAGUGUAUUCAAAUAGUCAUCCAACAUUAACAAAAGAGAGGCUGCUUUGUUAUAAAAGGCUGCAAAAGAGGUUUUAACUUCCCCACUGUAACAUCCAGAUGCUAAAACAGAUUAUGACUUGAAAGCCAGGGAGGCUUCUUCAUCUCUACAGUUUUAACAGCCAUAUAAGAUUCUUAUUCCUCAGGCUCCUGUUGAGUGUAUUUCCUAGUUUAAACAUUAAUUUUCUUUAAAAGUUGGUGGUUGUUGUCAAGUGUAUUGCAAGGAUAGGGAAGAACAGCAGCAGCUCGCAACAUUGAUUUGACCACCUCUCACAAAUUCUAAGGAAGUUAUUGUAAAAUGUCUAAGAUAGUAAGAGAAACAGUUGCUUGAUAGUAUUUGCAAUAGCUUCAUAGUAAAUUUAAUGAAUACUAACCCAGAAGUUAUUUCCAG